Molecule: messenger RNA, 741 nt
Organism: Rotaria socialis
Lineage: Eukaryota; Metazoa; Rotifera; Eurotatoria; Philodinida; Philodinidae
Source: the annotation of a GenBank genome assembly
AUGUUACUAGGGCUACAUUUCAUGUCGCAUGAAAAAAAAUUAUGUUUAUUGCAGCUUUUAGCUUUGAAAAAACUCACAUCGUUUAAACUUAACAUCACCGGAUACUUUUGGAAUGGUGAAGAUGACUACGAGGAUCCAGAGGACGAAAGCCAUGGUUUGAUUCCGGCUGCAUUAGCUCACUCCACACUUAAGUGUUUCACAUUGAAAGCUCCUUACGUUUCGUUCCCAGAAUGUAACAACGGCUUACCAUCUUCUCUACCCGUAUCAUCGUCUCUGCAAUACGUCGAAAUACCAUCAUAUUUUACUUCGUUCUGUUUCGUUGAUCCGCUUAACUUAUUUCCAGUAGUUCGUCAUAUUUAUUUUGGAUCGCGUCGACCCCAUCGGCUUGUUCAUCCACAUGUGCACCUUUGCAGUCUCGUUCUCGAAAUAUACUACUGGCCUGUCGUUGAUUUGUAUUCAUUUCUCAUUCAAUUAGUCGUCUUGAAAAAGCUUACAGUGUACGGCUUUGUUGAUUUCAAGGAAAAACAAAUAUUCGAUUGUACUUGUCUUCUUCCUCUCAUGUCGGCCCUUCGAGUGGUUGAUAUUAAUGUAUCAAUUCAUGUACUACCAGAUGAUGAAACAGUUGAGCAAUUCAAACAAGAACUAGAGAAAGAACGUAUUCGAAGCAUGUGGCAAGAACUUCAAAUAACACCUGUUGUUGAGUCUUGCACAAGACUGAAAGGUCUACUCAAAAAGAAAUAA